Molecule: messenger RNA, 1302 nt
Organism: Verruconis gallopava
Lineage: Eukaryota; Fungi; Ascomycota; Dothideomycetes; Venturiales; Sympoventuriaceae
Exons: 3
Coding region: 577-921 (114 amino acids)
Biological process (GO): vesicle fusion; vesicle-mediated transport
Cellular component (GO): plasma membrane; SNARE complex
Molecular function (GO): syntaxin binding; SNAP receptor activity
Source: RefSeq, a predicted model, not a curated record
GUUCCCCUUCGGCCGUGCCUGUGUCGCACCGUUACUUUUGUCCUCUCCCCAGGAAAGCCUCACAUGUCAUCCUCCCGUGUUCUGUCAGCGUGCCAUUGCACCGGCUUGACGACCAUCGUGAACAAGGCUUCUUGGUUCACAGCAAAAGCUGUUUUCCCAUACGUCUCGGCUGAAAUACAAUCUGGGAAGGAUUCUUGAUAAUACAACUCCCAUUUGCCAUCAGCUCAGCCCCAUCAUCAAUUACGUUGCCUAUAGUCACGUGACACUCGCCCUCCAAGCGGAGGCCGACCAACCUCAGAAAGACGCUCCCAACCACCUUUACAUCUUUCUGUUCCGCAGCCAUCCAUCUCUACCAUCAACAACCUUCUUGACUGCAUACGUCUCUGCGCUGUCCUUUAGUUUGUUCGUACCGACGCAAGCGCAUACUACCUAAGAUCCCGUUCAGGCCCUCAAACCCUCCCUGUCGCAGGUGUCAGCUCGCUUGCUUCGCAACGUCCGCCAACCCUCAGCAACACCACAUCUUCUUCUUGCAUACGAUAACAUACACUGUCGCAAGUCGACGAUAAUUCUGGCACCAUGAGCUCUCAACCUUACGAUCCAUACAUUCCAAACACGACUUCUCAGCCUAGCAAUGCGACAAGCGGAAACAACCGCACAGCUGCGCUGCAAGCUGAAAUUGACAGCACAGUCGGUAUCAUGCGCGACAAUAUCAACAAAGUCUCGGAGCGUGGCGAACGUCUAGAUUCAUUGCAGGACAAAACAGAUAACCUUGCCGUAUCAGCACAGGGCUUCCGACGUGGUGCCAACAGAGUACGAAAGCAGAUGUGGUGGAAGGAUAUGAAAAUGCGCAUGUGCAUCAUUGCGGGUAUCAUCAUCUUGGUCAUCAUCGUUGUUGUCGUUCCAAUCGCUACUACACGUUAAGGAUCUGUGCGGUUGAGGGAAACAACUGGUUGUGUGAUUAUGAAGCGUGUUUCCAUAUCCUUUACAAGUCAUACAAUGGAGUUGUGCCUCUCGCAAGCACAGCUUCUUGAUAUGUUGUGAAGAUCUCUCUCUCUCUGUAUCCAAUACCACAUACUGAUGAAUUGGAGCCAAUGAUCUGGAUUGCUACUUUCCAACGGCGUUCUUUGCGGCAGAUGUGACUUACGCCCCACUGCAGUGCAGCACAUCACGAUAAUGUAUCACUCAAUGAAGAAGUCUUAGCAAUAACGUGGUCUCGAACAUGUCCUUGCAAUAUCCUCAACUAUACACAGUGACUUUUUUCUUUAUGAUUCUCGUGAUAAACCAACAAUCGAAUGAUCUAAG